AUGGAAGACGAGAGCAGAGUCAAGAGACGAGAGGCAAGCAUGGUUGCAAGCGAGAGUUUUUUUUUGGUCCGGAACAAAAAUGAGGCAAAAAGUCAGUCACGGAAUUUGUGGAUGUUUCGAAAUUUCCCGUUUUUGCAGGUAUUUUUUUCCGCCGAAGGUCACAUGCAAUGGAGCAAGAUGAUUGGCUGGAGCAAGCCCAUUUCAUGUCUAAAGUGGAAAGGUGCGGUUGUUAGUAAGCAUGACGUUUCUGUGGUCGUUUUGGGCAAGACAGCACAUGGGAAGAAGCAGAGAAGCAGAGAUGAAGCAGAGAGGAAGAGAGAGAUGAUGAGAAGAAGAAGAAGAGGAGGAGGAGGAGAAACGGUGUUACCAAGCUAUCUCUGCUGGAGUCUAUCCAUGAUGCAGUAG
Messenger RNA from Microsporum canis CBS 113480, 405 nucleotides. RefSeq lists its product as uncharacterized. The coding region runs from base 1 to 405 and encodes 134 amino acids. The record is from RefSeq and is a predicted model, not a curated record. The transcript has a single exon. Lineage: Eukaryota; Fungi; Ascomycota; Eurotiomycetes; Onygenales; Arthrodermataceae.